GCCGCCGGUACCGCCCUUUUUCCCCGCCCAAGCCCAAGUUUUGCUGCUUGCCGCGUGUGAAUAGUGCCUCUGGAUCUUUCUCCACACUUCUCGCCUGAGGCCGGGCGCGAGUUGUCACCUGGUGCCAGACAGCUCGUUUGGGAGCGAGCUUCAGGUCAACGUAUCAAUGCCUCAGACGGAUAAGCAAAUAUGCAUUCCCCCGGAGCUGCCAGAAUUGCUGAAGCAAUUUACCAAAGCUGCCAUUCAGACCCAGCCACAGGAUCUUAUCCAGUGGGCUGCCGAUUAUUUUGGGGCUAUGUCCCGCGGAGAGAUUCCUCCAGAGAGAGAGCAGUCUGAGUCCGGGGCUUCGUCUAACUGGGCGGAGCUUACACCUGACCUGUUGAAGAUCCUGCAUUCUAGGGUUGGUGGCAGACUGAUUAUCCAUGUCAAUGAGCUGGCCCAGAUGUGGAAGGUGCUGAGUCUCCCAACAGAUCUGUUUAACAGUGUGAUGAAUGUGGGCCGCUUCACGGAGGACAUUGAGUGGCUGAAGUUUUUAGCCCUUCUUUGCAGCUCUCUCGGUGUAACCAUUUCCAAAACUCUCCAGAUAGUGUGUGAAGUUUUAUCAUCUGACCAAGGUGGUGGACCUCCCAGGAUCCCUUUUAGCACCUUCCGGUUUCUCUACGCAUAUGUUGCCCAAGUGGACGGGGAGAUCUCUGCAUCUCAAGUCAGCCGAAUGCUGAGCUACAUUGAACAGGAAAUAAUUGGUCCUGAUGGUUUAAUCAAGGUGAGUGACUUUACCCAAAACCCCAUGAUUCGACUGGAGUAAAAGCACAAUUCUGGCAAUUUUAAAGGAAGAUACAGAGAUGAUUGUGCCUCAGAAUGACUGGACCCCAUACACCAUCCAAUGUCCACUUUCUUGUACAACUGGUACACACUAAUAAACAACUAGGCAAACA
Rhinolophus ferrumequinum (greater horseshoe bat) is the source of this 935-nucleotide messenger RNA. RefSeq names its product rhophilin associated tail protein 1 (gene ROPN1). The coding region runs from base 167 to 805 and encodes 212 amino acids. The record is from RefSeq and is a predicted model, not a curated record. NCBI's taxonomy places the organism in Eukaryota, Metazoa, Chordata, Mammalia, Chiroptera, Rhinolophidae. The transcript has 6 exons.